AUGCAGUCACCCCUGUCACCGACCUUCAACUUCCGCGAGGCAUUCGAUGUGACAAAGCCGCACCGCCUUAUCGACAAGCGCAUCAGCCGCGGCAUGUUGUAUAAAAAGGGCAUCGUGCUCGCCAAGCAUAGUUGCGACCUUACAGCAGAGGCUGUGGCUUUCCUGAAGGAGAAGGGCUACACUGUCUACGACGAUGCCGAGGCGCUGCGCAACGACGACCUGCCGAUCUGGCGUGAAGCUGUCGAAGCGAAGAAGGCUGGCAAGCCGUACGACAAGGACGAUUGGAACAAAUUCCUCGCCGGGUACAACGCCAUCGCGACCGGAUUGACUCUGCCAUUCAUUGAGGAGUUCACCGACAACCGCAACCAUCCCCUGGCUAGCUACAUCCUCCUCACGAAGGCCCCCAGCGCAACUGCAGUCAACCGUAUCAGGUCUUUCUUCACAGAGAAGCUGUUUCCUCUCCUCGAUCCUGUGGUCUUCGGUCUGCUUGCCAACCUCAAGCUCGUCUCGGGUGGCGACAUCCUCAACUACGAUGCGAUCCACGCAAACCUUGAUCCACAACAACACGUCAUUGCCAUGGACGAUUUCAAUAUCCAGGUCGCGAAUUCGUUCAUCAAGGGUCUUAUCCCCCAAGGACCGACCGCCACUGUUGAGUCCUUUGUCACCGCCCGCCUUCGCUGCAUCCAGGAUUACAUUGGCCACAACUACAUUCAUACUACAAAUCAACUCCUUAUCGCGAUCAGCUUCAUCAUGUCAUUCAUCAUGACCAGCUGUAUCUUCGGGCUCACGGCAAUGAUUGUCUUCUUCGUCGGAUGUGCCAUUGUGGCUUUCUUCAUGAUCCCUACCACCGCUCCCACUCAAGUGACCGAGACCAAGGAUCGUCCGGCGUGUAUUUCUCCCCACAGGCGCAAGAAGAUCGCCACUGACGCAGCCGCAGCCGCAGCCGCUGCCGCUGCCGCCAUUGAGGCUCCGGCCGCUGAGACCAAGGAUCGCCCCGCUUUCAUUCCCCCACACGUGCGCAAGAAGAUCGCUGCUGCCGCUGCCGCUGCUGCCACGGAUGCUCCAGCCGCUGAGAUCAAAGAUCGCUCCAAGUGCAUUUCCCCUCACAGGCGCAAGAAGAUUGCCGCUGACGCCGCCGCUGCCGCUGCCGCUGCCGUCACUGAUGCUCCGGCCGCUGAGACCAAGGUUACAGAGUCCACUGCUACCGCAUCCGUACAGCUGAAGGCUACCGCCACAGCCUUCGCGCCUCCUGGGCAACAGAAGAAAGGAACCGCUGGCCAGAAGCAGUCGUCCCGCACUCCUCGAUCCAAGGCUCGUGGCACCAUCCGGGUUCAAUCCAUCCAGCCUCCUGUGCCCGUCGCUAGGUCGGAGCGCCCUGUCCUCGACGGCUGGGGCGAUAUGGAGAACUUCAUCCGUCAGGACGACCUCAAGACCCGCCGCGAAAACGAAGCGAAGGCCGAGGCCAUGAAGGAUAUGGAGCCGGGUGUAUGGGCCGAGAAGUAUGCUUCACGAUCCUCCAAGCCUAUCGCCGAGAAGAAGGCCGGUGACAACUGA
Didymosphaeria variabile is the source of this 1554-nucleotide messenger RNA. RefSeq lists its product as uncharacterized. Bases 1 to 1554 code for a protein of 517 amino acids. The transcript has 2 exons. The record is from RefSeq and is a predicted model, not a curated record. Lineage: Eukaryota; Fungi; Ascomycota; Dothideomycetes; Pleosporales; Didymosphaeriaceae.